CGCGUUCAGCCGAAGACAACGAAGAGAUCGUCGUCCUAACCGGCUGGCAUCUCACGCACAGGCGCAGCGGUGGCACGAGCCCCGCCCCCGCCCCGUUCUUAAAACCCCGCGCGCCUUGACCACUCUCGCCCAUCUCCUCUCCGCGACACAACCAAGCGGACACCACGAGGGAGCCCGCCCAGAGCCAGACAAACCAGCCCACGCACCAGCGCCGGGACAGUGAGAGCCCGCCAACGGCCAUGGCAGUGGGCGCCGAGGCCGGCGGCGGCGUGCGGCGGCGCGGGUGCGCGUGUGCCAAGGCGGACUUCUUCCCGGAGGAGUCGUUCUCGAGCUGGGCGGCGUACGGGCGCGCGCUGCGGAGCACGGCGCCGCGGCUGGCGGACCGCCUCACGUCGCGCUCCCUGGAGGCGACGGAGCUGCACGAGGUGCGCGCCCGGAGCGGCGCCGACAUGAAGCGGGACCUCACCUGGUGGGACCUCGCCUGGUUCGGCGUGGGCGCCGUCAUCGGCGCCGGCAUCUUCGUGCUGACCGGGCAGGAGGCCAAGGAGGUGGCCGGCCCCGCCGUCGUCGUCUCCUACGUCGUCUCCGGCGUCUCCGCCAUGCUCUCCGUCUUCUGCUACACCGAGUUCGCCGUCGAGAUACCCGUCGCAGGCGGGUCGUUCGCGUACCUGCGGGUGGAGCUGGGCGACUUCAUGGCGUUCGUGGCGGCGGGCAACAUCCUGCUGGAGUACUGCAUCGGCGGCGCGGCGGUGGCGCGCGCCUGGACCUCCUACUUCGCCACGCUGCUCAACCACCAGCCCAGCGACUUCCGCAUCCACGCCCCCGCCCUCUCCCCCCACUACUCCGAGCUCGACCCCAUCGCCGUCGUGGUGAUCACGCUCAUCUGUGCCCUCGCCGUCCUCAGCACCAAGGGCUCCUCCCGCUUCAACUACCUCCUCUCCAUCCUCCACCUCGCCGUCGUCGCCUUCAUCAUCGUCGCCGGCCUCACCAAGGCCGACACGUCCAACAUGCGCGACUUCGCGCCCUUCGGCGCCCGCGGCAUCUUCGCCGCCUCCGCCGUCCUCUUCUUCGCCUACAUCGGCUUCGACGCCGUCAGCACCAUGGCCGAGGAGACCAGGAACCCGGCCCGCGACAUCCCCGUCGGCCUCGUCGGGUCCAUGGCCGUCACCACCGCGCUCUACUGCGUGCUCGCCGUCACGCUCUGCCUCAUGCAGCCCUACGGCGCCAUCGACAAGGACGCGCCCUUCUCCGUCGCCUUCGCCGACCGGGGCAUGGACUGGGCCAAGUACGUCGUCGCCUUCGGCGCGCUCAAGGGGAUGACCACCGUGCUGCUCGUCAGCGCCGUCGGCCAGGCGCGCUACCUCACGCACAUCGCCCGCACGCACAUGAUGCCGCCCUGGCUCGCGCGGGUGCACCCCAGGACCGGCACGCCCGUCAACGCCACCGUCGUCAUGCUCUUCGCCACCGCCGUCAUCGCCUUCUUCACCGACCUCGGCAUCCUCGCCAACCUCCUCUCCAUCUCCACGCUCUUCAUCUUCAUGCUCGUCGCCGUCGCGCUGCUCGUCCGCCGCUACUACGUCACCGGCGAGACCACCGCGGCCAACCGCAACAAGCUCGUGGCCUGCAUCGCCGCCAUCCUCGCGACGUCCGUGGCGACGGCCACGUGCUGGGGGCUGAACGUCGACGGGUGGGUGCCGUACGCGGUGACGGUGCCGGCGUGGCUCGCGUCCACGGUGUGCCUGUGGGCGCUGGUGCCGCAGGCGAGGACGCCCAAGCUGUGGGGGGCGCCGCUGGUGCCGUGGCUGCCGUCGGCGUCCAUCGCCAUCAACAUCUUCCUGCUGGGCUCCAUCGACGCCAAGUCGUUCGAGCGGUUCGGGAUAUGGAGCGCGGCGCUGCUCGUCUACUACCUCUUCGUCGGCCUGCACGCCUCCUACGACGAGGCCAAGGCGAUCGCCGCGGAGGCCCGCGCCGGCAAGGUGGAGGACGGGGACGCUGGGCAGGUGGCGCCGCCGACCAACGGCAAGUGAUGGAUAUCAUCGGCGCGCGGUUCGUCGUCUCGCACCCAGUGACCAGUGCGGCGCGGCCCGAUACAUAAGACGUACAGUACGUGAAAUUGUGAAUCCUAGCUAGUGUGAUUGUAUGGGUAUAGUACAGUGUGUCAGCCAGUAUGAUAUACACGAUCGCCAGAACUUACUCGCGUUCCUGUGGCUGCAAUCAGGUGACAAGUUAUGUUAGGAUGACACCGUAGAUUUCUUCAAAUUUGCUAGUGGACCACGUUGCACUUGUCUGAGUGUAAAGUCUUAAAAAAGUUGUAUGAAACUUCAAGUGUGAAAGUGUAGCCGUAUUGCUCGGAACAUCUCUAGCAGA
Messenger RNA from Aegilops tauschii subsp. strangulata, 2367 nucleotides. RefSeq names its product cationic amino acid transporter 1. Gene Ontology annotation, biological process: transmembrane transport; amino acid transport. Lineage: Eukaryota; Viridiplantae; Streptophyta; Magnoliopsida; Poales; Poaceae. Gene Ontology annotation, molecular function: L-glutamate transmembrane transporter activity; L-lysine transmembrane transporter activity. The record is from RefSeq and is a predicted model, not a curated record. Gene Ontology annotation, cellular component: plasma membrane.